Molecule: messenger RNA, 690 nt
Organism: Lactuca sativa (garden lettuce)
Lineage: Eukaryota; Viridiplantae; Streptophyta; Magnoliopsida; Asterales; Asteraceae
Source: RefSeq, a predicted model, not a curated record
AUGUCAAAUCUUCAAAUUUUGGAUGUUGCAUACAACAACCUAACCGGUAUCAUCCCUCAUUGCCUAAAAGAGUUGAAUGCAAUGGUUAUUGGUGUAGAAAAGUGGUAUGACAGUUAUGGCUGGGGUGAUUCUAAUGAGAAUGUGAUUCAGGUCAUGAAAGGUGUUGAUCUUGUAUAUACUAGAAUUUUGGAUAUAGUUUAUAACAUGGACCUUUCAAGCAAUAAACUUAUAGGAGAAAUACCUGUGGAACUAAUUGCACUUUCUAUGUUGGUGGGUCUCAAUUUGUCUAAUAAUCAUCUCAGUGGGAAUAUUCCAGACACCAUUGGAAACUUGACGACAUUAUUUUCUCUUGAUUUCUCAAACAAUGAGUUGACCGGGAUGAUCCCUUCAAGCAUGGCAGCUUUGAUGUUUUUGAGCCAUCUAAAUCUGUCACACAACAACUUGUCGGGACGAAUUCCAACAGGUCAUCAGUUGCAGAUCCUUAUUGGUGAUCCAUCAAUAUAUACUGGGAACAGAGAUCUCUGUGGACCUCCAUUGCCAAACAGUUUUUGGGGUGUAGUUGGAGUUCUGUUGUUCAAGAAGCAGUGGAGACGCAAGCUUUUCAUGUUUUUUGAGAAAAUCAUGGACAAGAUAUAUGUUGCAGUCAUUGUACGAGUUGCCAAGAUCAAGAGAAGAAGUGAAGAUGUUUAG